This is a messenger RNA of Lipotes vexillifer (Yangtze River dolphin), 4278 nucleotides long. RefSeq names its product CD109 molecule (gene CD109). The transcript has 33 exons. The record is from RefSeq and is a predicted model, not a curated record. Gene Ontology annotation, molecular function: endopeptidase inhibitor activity. Gene Ontology annotation, cellular component: extracellular region. Lineage: Eukaryota; Metazoa; Chordata; Mammalia; Artiodactyla; Lipotidae. The coding region runs from base 340 to 4278 and encodes 1312 amino acids.
UGGAGCGCGGCGCUGGCCGCCGCCCCCGGGCCCAGGUUUCUGGUGACAGCCCCUGGGAUCAUCAGGCCUGGGGGAAAUGUGACCAUUGGGGUGGAGCUUCUGGAACACAGCCCCUCCCAGGUCACUGUGAAGGCGGAGCUGGUCAAGAUAGCAGCGAACCUUGCCGUCUCUGUCCUGGAAGCAGAAGGAGUCUUUGAAAAAGGCUCUUUCAGGACACUUACUCUUCCACCCCUACCUCUGAACAGUGGUGAUGAGAUUUAUGAGCUCCGUGUCACUGGACGUGCCCAGGAUGAGAUUUUAUUCUCGAAUAGUACGCGAUUAUCAUUUGAGACCAAGAGAAUGACUGUCUUCAUUCAAACAGACAAGCCCCUGUAUAAACCAAAGCAAGAAGUGAAGUUUCGUGUUGUUACACUCUUCUCAGAUUUUAAGCCUUACAAAACCUCUUUAAACAUUCUAAUUAAGGAUCCCAAGUCAAAUUUGAUCCGACAGUGGUUGUCAGAACAAAGUGAUCUUGGAGUCGUUUCCAAAACUUUCCAGUUAUCUUCCCAUCCAAUACUUGGUGACUGGUCCAUCCAAGUUCGAGUGAAUGACCAGACAUAUUAUCAGUCAUUUCAGGUUUCAGAAUAUGUAUUACCAAAAUUUGAAGUCACUUUACAGACACCAUUAUACUGUUCUUUAAAUUCUGUGAGUUUAAAUGGUACCGUCACAGCAAAGUAUACAUAUGGGAAGCCAGUGAAAGGAGACCUAACACUUACAUUUUUACCUUUAUCCUUUUGGGGUGUGAAGAAAAAUAUUACAAAAACAUUUAAGAUAAAUGGAUCUGCAAACUUCUCUUUUAACGAUGAAGAGAUGAAAAAGGUAAUGGAUUUUUCGGAUGGCCUUUCUGAACACAUGAAUCUGUCUUCUCCUGGGCCGGUAGAAAUUUUAGCCACAGUGACAGAAUCACUUACAGGUAUCUCAAGAAAUGCAAGCGCCAAUGUAUUUUUCAAGCAACACGAUUACAUCAUUGAAUUUUUUGAUUAUGCGACUGUCUUAAAGCCAUCUCUCAACUUCACAGCCACUGUGAAGGUAACCCGUUCUGAUGGCAAUCAACUGACUCCUGAAGAAAGAAGAAAUAACAUAGUCAUAAUGGUGACGCAGAGAAACUAUACCGAGUACUGGAACAGAUGGGAUGGUAGAAAUCAGGAAAUAGCGGCUGUCCAGAUCGUAAAUCAUACUGUCCCCCCAAAUGGAAUCUUCAAGAUUGAAUUCCCAAUCCUGGACGAUUCCAGCGAGCUACAGUUGAAGGCCUCUUUUCUUGAUACUGUGAGUAGCAUGGCUGUUCAUGAUAUGUUUAAGUCUCCUAGUAAAACGUACAUCCAGCUAAAAACAAGAGAUGAAAAUAUAAAGGUGGGAUCACCUUUUGAGUUGGUGCUUAGUGGCAACAAGCAGUUGAAGGAGUUUAGCUAUAUGGUGGUGUCCAGGGGACAGUUAGUGGCUGUAGGCAAGCAAAAUUCAACAACUUUUUCCUUAACACCAGAAAAUUCUUGGGCUCCAAAAGCCUGUAUUAUUGUGUAUUAUAUUGAAGAUGAUGGGGAAAUUAUAAAUGAUGUUCUGAAAGUUCCUGUUCAGCUCGUUUUUAAAAAUAAGAUACAGCUAUUUUGGAGUAAAGCCAACGCUGGACCAUCUGAGAGAGUCUCUCUUAUGAUCUCUGUGACGCAGCCAGACUCAAUAGUUGGGAUUGUAGCUGUCGACAAAAGUGUGAAUCUGAUGAAUGUCUCAAAUGAUAUUACAAUGGAAAAUGUGGUCCAUGAACUGGAACUUUAUAACACAGGAUAUUCUUUAGGCAUGUUCAUGAAUUCUUUUGCAGUCUUUCAGGAGUGUGGCCUCUGGGUGUUGACAGAUGCAAACCUUGUGAAGAAUUUCAUUGAUGUUUAUGACCGUAUAGUGUUUUUGGAGGAAAAUGAAGGAUACUUGGUAGAUUUUCAUGACUUUUCUUUGGGUAGCAGUCCACGUGUCAGAAAGCAUUUUCCAGAGACUUGGAUUUGGCUAGACACCAGCAUGGGUUCCAGGACUUACCAAGAAUUUGAAGUUACUGUACCUGAUUCUAUCACUUCUUGGGUUGCAACUGCUUUUGUGAUCUCUGAGGAUUUAGGUCUUGGACUAACAACUGCUCCAGUGGAGCUCCAAGCCUUCCAACCGUUUUUCAUUUUUUUGAAUCUUCCCUACUCUGUUAUCAGAGGUGAAGAAUUUGCUUUGGAAGUAACCAUAUUCAAUUAUUUAAAAGAUGCCACUGAGGUUAAGGUAAUCAUUGAGAAAAGUGACGCGUUUGAUAUUCUAAUGGCUUCGAAUGAAAUAAAUGCCACAGGACACCAGCAGACAGUUCUGGUUCCCAGUGAGGAUGGGGCAACUGUUCUUUUCCCGGUCCGGCCAACACAUCUGGGGGAAAUGCCCAUCACAGUCACAGCUGUUUCACCUGCUGCUUCCGAUGCUGUCACCCAGAGGAUUUUAGUGAAGGCUGAAGGAAUAGAAAAAUCAUAUUCACAAUCCAUCUUGUUAGACUUGACCGACAGCAAGCUACAAACUACCCUGAAGGCUUUGAGUUUCUCCUUUCCUCCUCACAGAGUGAGUGGUAGUGAGAGAGUUCAGAUCACUGCAGUUGGAGAUAUUCUUGGUUCUUCCAUCAGUGGCUUAGCCUCACUGAUCCGAAUGCCUUAUGGCUGUGGCGAACAGAACAUGAUAAAUUUUGCUCCAAAUAUUUACGUUUUGGAUUACCUGACUAAAAAGAAACAACUGACUGAGAAUUUAAAAGAAAAAGCCCUUUCAUUUAUGAGGCAAGGUUACCAGAGAGAACUUCUCUAUCAGAGGGAAGAUGGCUCUUUCAGUGCUUUUGGGAAUGAUGACCCUUCUGGGAGCACUUGGUUGUCAGCUUUUGUUUUAAGAUGUUUCCUCGAAGCUGAUCCUUACAUAGAUAUUGACCAGAAUGUGUUACACAGAGCAUAUACUUGGCUCAAAGGACAUCAAAAAUCCAAUGGUGAAUUUUGGGAGCCAGGAAGAGUGAUCCACAGCGAGCUUCAAGGUGGCAAUAAAAGUCCAGUAACCCUUACGGCUUAUAUUGUGACUUCUCUCCUGGGAUAUAAAAAGUAUCAGCCUAAUAGUGAUGUGCAGGAGUCUAUCAACUUUUUGGAGUCUGAAUUCGAUAGAGGAAUUUCAGACAAUUACACCCUGGCUCUUGUAACUUAUGCGCUGUCAUCUGUGAGAAGCCCUAAAGCCAAGGACGCUUUGAAUAUGCUGACUUGGAGAGCAGAACAAGAAGGAGGCAUGCAAUUCUGGGUGUCGCCAGUGUCCAGACUUUCUGAAUCCUGGCAACCAAGCUCCCUGGAUAUUGAAGUUGCGGCCUAUGCACUGCUCUCACACUUCUUGCAGCAUCAGAUUUCUGAGGGAAUCCCGAUUAUGAGGUGGCUAAGCAGCCAGAGAAAUAGCUUGGGAGGUUUUGCAUCUACCCAGGACACCAUUGUGGCCUUGAAGGCCCUGUCUGAGUUUGCAGCCCUAACGAACACAGAAGAGACAAAUAUCCAAGUGACCAUGGUGGGGUCCGGUUCACUGAGUCCUGUGAAGUUUGUGAUUAGCACACAGAACCGCUUUCUCCUCCAGACAGCUGAGCUUGCUGUGGUACAGCCAACUGCAGUUAAUAUUUCUGCAAGCGGUUUUGGAUUUGCUAUUUGUCAGCUUAAUGUUAUUUAUAAUGUGAAAGAUUCCAGAUCUUCCAUAAUCCAAAGAUCUAUCCAAGAUCAAGAAGCCUUUGAUUUAGACAUUGCUGUAAAAGAUGAUAAAGAUGAUAUCAAUCACUUGAAUUUGAAUGUGUGCACAAGGUUUCUGGGCCCAGGUAGAAGCGGCAUGGCCCUUAUGGAAAUUAACCUCCUCAGUGGUUUUACCGUGUCCUCAGAUGCCAUUUCCCUGAGUGAGACCGUGAAGAAAGUAGAACACGACCACGGGAAACUCAACCUGUACUUAGACUCUGUAAAUGAAACCCAGUUCUGUGUUGAUAUUCCUUCUGUGAGAAACUUUAGAGUGUCAAAUACACAAGAUGCUUCAGUGUCCAUAAUGGAUUACUAUGAACCAAGGCGGCAAGCGGUGAGAAGCUACAACUCCAGAGCACAGCUGUCCUCCUGUGACCUCUGUGGGGACGCACACGCCUGCGGCCCCUGUGACAGCGCGGCCUCAGCCUCCCUUUCUCACCCUAACGCCUGCCUCCUUGUCUGCUUCACGCUUCUGUUCUCUUUGCAGUGUUGGCUAUGA